AUGUCCCUCUCCAAAUCCGAAACAGACAUUAUCCUCAACAAAGCCAACAUCGCCCUCGCCCGCAGCCAACGCCUCGUCGCAUCCUGGCUCCCCGUGCAGCAGACCGGCGCAGAGCAAGACCACAGCAAUGCGAAAACUGACGAGGAGCUUCAGCGCGAGGAAGAUGAGAUUUUCACGGCUGUGCCGGAGAGACUAGGUCUCGGAGCGCCCCUGCCUACGAAAGCCGCAGACGGGAGUUGGAACCGGACGGAGCUCGAUUCGAACGAUCAGCUGCGGAGGCAACUUCUGGGGAGGAAUUACAAAAAAGUCAUGGCGGAGAAGGCGCGGCAGAAGAAUGCAGAGUCUGUGGCUGGUUCUUCGACGACGAUCACGGCGAACUCUGCUUAUAGAGAAGGAGGGGCUCAGCGGCGGGGCGAACAUGAUGGUGCUGGUGCUGGCGAUGGCGAUGAUGAUGACGACGAUGAAGAAGAGGGCCGCACUGCGUCAAUUGGGAAGAAGAGCUUAUCGAAGAAGCGAAAGGUGAUAACGAGGGUUGAGCCUACGCGGACGGAGCAUGGCGGUGAUGAGUACAAAGAGAAUGGCGGUGAUGGCGGUGAUGAAGAUGGAGAAAAGGCAGCGUCGCAGCCGGCACCAAGAUCAAAAGGGAGGAAGAAGGCUACAAGUUUUCUGGAUGAAAUUCUUGCUGAACGGUCGAAGAAGCGGAGGAAGCAAUAA
Molecule: messenger RNA, 714 nt
Organism: Aspergillus calidoustus
Lineage: Eukaryota; Fungi; Ascomycota; Eurotiomycetes; Eurotiales; Aspergillaceae
Source: the annotation of a GenBank genome assembly